AUGAAUUUGACCAAUUGCACAAGAGCAACUCAAUUUAUUCUUGUUGGAUUGGCAAGUGUUUUGGGACUGGAAAGUAUAAUGUAUGCCAGCAUCUUUCUGCUCUACAUCCUGAGUCUGAUAGGCAAUGGGCUCAUCAUUUUGAUAGUAAUCAUGGACCGACAUCUCCAGAAGCCCAUGUAUUUCUUCCUUACCAACCUUUCUAUAAAAGACAUUGGAUACACCACGGUCUUUAUACCCAAGCUGCUGGUUAAUUAUCUCUCUGCUAAUAAUUCCAUCUGUUUUUAUUGCUGUGUGAUACAAUUGUGCUUCUACUUCUUUUUUGGAGUCACUGAAUUUUUUAUCAUCACUUUGAUAUCCUUGGAUAGAUAUGUAGCCAUUUGCUAUCCUUUGAGAUACACCAACAUUAUGACCUCAAGGGUCUGCCUUAAACUGUCAAUAGCAGCCUGGUUUGGAGGAUUUUUAUCCAUAAUUUGCCAGGUAGCAAUGAUUGCAAACCUACCCUACUGCACUUCCAACAUUAUCAAUCAUUUCUAUUGUGAUGUUGGACCUGUGCUGAAAAUUGCAGGAGGAGAUACACAUCCCAUUGAAGCCCUUGGCUUCCUUGUUGCUGUGCUUGUCAUUUUGUCCUCCCUGAUUUUCACCCUCAUUUCUUACCUCUUCAUCCUAUACACUAUUCUUCGAAUGCCUUCAACCUCCAGACAGCAGAGGGCCUUUUCGACAUGUGCUUCACAUCUGGUUGUCGUCAGUCUUUUGUACGGGUCAGUCUUUUUUGUCUACUUAAGACCGACUGUCAAAAAUUCUUCCUUUAGUAUGAUGAAGUCUGUUGCCAUACUGUAUACUUUCAUCACCCCUGUGCUCAAUCCUUUCAUCUACAGCAUUAGGAAUAAUGAGGUGAAAGGUUCUGCAUCAAAAAUCAUAGAAAGAAUGGUUCCAGGUCUCCGAAAUUUCUAA
Notechis scutatus (mainland tiger snake) is the source of this 951-nucleotide messenger RNA. RefSeq names its product olfactory receptor 6X1-like. Gene Ontology annotation, molecular function: olfactory receptor activity; G protein-coupled receptor activity. The record is from RefSeq and is a predicted model, not a curated record. Gene Ontology annotation, biological process: G protein-coupled receptor signaling pathway. Gene Ontology annotation, cellular component: membrane. Lineage: Eukaryota; Metazoa; Chordata; Lepidosauria; Squamata; Elapidae.